Molecule: messenger RNA, 1103 nt
Organism: Radiomyces spectabilis
Lineage: Eukaryota; Fungi; Mucoromycota; Mucoromycetes; Mucorales; Radiomycetaceae
Exons: 2
Coding region: 352-1002 (216 amino acids)
Source: RefSeq, a predicted model, not a curated record
GCGUGGAUACUUUGUUUUUGACAAGCCAUUUACCAUUUCCGCCGAUCACUUGGAUUGGAGGACUCGUUCAUUUGAAGCGAGAAAAAAGCGAGAGAUGAAGAAGAAAACGGUAAGGAUGAGUAUCGAUGGUUAUUGCAAGUAUCUAAUCAUCCAGGCCUUUUUUCCUUUUUUUUUUGGUGCACGAUCUGUAAGACAGACAAGGGGAAAGCUGCUGCGAAGAUGGAAAGAACGCUUGCGAAGCAUUCAAUGUCAAAUGCGUUAUCCGUUGCUAAAGUGCUUGAAAAUCACAAGGUACCACAUCAUACAAAUGCUGUAUUGAGACUUCUGCUUACUGACUUGGAUUUGUAUUAGAUGGCGCAAUCAGCGAGGGAUGAUUUGCGAGCAUUUUAUCACUCCUCCGCCGAACGCAAACUGAAGAGAUUCAUUCGACUUCAAACGACACGUAGAUACACGAAGACUGUGCAAGAAGAAAGCAGCUAUAUUGUUGGCCAACAGAGUGGAUACGAUUUGCAAGGCAUCAAAAAGCUACCCGUUCGUAUGAUUGACGUUAUGGGAACGGGUGUUGGUCCACGAAUCGGUGGACAUGCUCGUUGCGGUGGCAAGUGGCACAAAAAGCUGGCCUCCAGGUACAACCCAGUGACAAUGACGAACGAACAUCAAACAAGCCAGCGAUGCGUUUUCUGCUAUCAAAAAAUAGUCCACCCCAAGAAAACGUUCAUCAAAGACGGAAAACAAGUCCAACGAACUGUCAAUGGGUCUGCCACCUGUAUCAAUAGUAAAUGCAUCGCACGACUCAACGGUUUCUCCACUUUUCCUCGCGAUGCCAUGUCGGCGGUAGCAAUAUGCCUGGCAGGACGAACAACGAUGGAAUUCGGAAGACCACUCGCGACUUUCGAUCCAUCUCGCACAAAAGAAAUCAGCCAAUCCUAUGCUGAAGCUCAAGAAGCACUUGAAACCCGGCCCAAUGUGCAAAGAUUGCGGCCUGAGGGCACCCAUGGUUAAUGGGACAACUCCAACUUGCACAGCUUGGGGUAUCAUAUACUUGAAUUUAUAGCAGCCAAGAACACCUUGUUCGUCUUUUUUACACUCACGGUGUACAACAC